Molecule: messenger RNA, 713 nt
Organism: Balearica regulorum gibbericeps (East African grey crowned-crane)
Lineage: Eukaryota; Metazoa; Chordata; Aves; Gruiformes; Gruidae
Source: RefSeq, a predicted model, not a curated record
GUGCCGGUGACGUUUGACGACGUGUCCGUCUAUUUCAACAACAAGGAAUGGGAGAAGCUGGAGGAGUGGCAGAAGGAGCUGUACAAGAAUGUGAUGAAGGGGAACUAUGAGUCGCUCAUCUCCCUGGGUAAAUACGGGGUGUCCUGGCCCUGGCGCGAGGCAGACUAUGCAAUUUCCAAACCUGGUGUUUUGUCUCAGAUCGAGCAAGGAGAAGAACCGCGGGUCAGGAACGAGCAGGACUUGGAGGAGAGUGAGAUGAUGACCGAUGCCACCGCAGCUGGUAUAAGGGUUGUGAUCAAAACGGAGGAGCUCCUUCCUGAAGACAGCCCCGAAAACCCUGAGCUGCGCGGGAUGUCGGGGCAGUCGGAGGGGAGCUUCCAGAGUCCGGACGAGGAGGCAGCCUGCGAGAGACCCUACGGCUCCGUCUCUCCUCCGAGGGACCUCCCGGCAACCAGCGUGGGUGACUCCUCCGAAUACGUAGCUGACUUCAACGAGAUCCAGAGGGUCAUCGUUCACCACGGGAGCUGCACAGUGCGGAGGGCAGGACGUCGGUCGAGGACUCCUGCCCGGGUGCGAGUCAUGCGGAGGAACGGUGUAAGCUGCUCGGGCGCUUACGCACCAGACUCUGCUGGAGGAACGUGCGGGGUCCUGCACGCCGACCAGCGUGAGGGCCGCAGGGCAGGACCGGAGGACGGGGAGGAGGGUGGCCGGAG